Molecule: messenger RNA, 559 nt
Organism: Megachile rotundata (alfalfa leafcutting bee)
Lineage: Eukaryota; Metazoa; Arthropoda; Insecta; Hymenoptera; Megachilidae
Product: mutS protein homolog 5-like
Biological process (GO): chiasma assembly; mismatch repair
Cellular component (GO): nucleus
Molecular function (GO): ATP-dependent DNA damage sensor activity; ATP binding; mismatched DNA binding
Source: RefSeq, a predicted model, not a curated record
UGCCAGUAAAAUGGCGAAUACGAAUAACGUCGCGUCCAAAACGGCCGGUCCUUCAUCGAGCACAGGAUCUGCCACGACUCGUCGCACCACGCCUUCCGUUUCUGUUGUACGGAGCGAAUUCGAGUCGCUGAUGUCCGAUAGCAGCGGCGACGAAGGGAAAGCGGAAGGUAUCAGCGAUUUCGCACUGUUUUCGCCAACUAUUUUCGAAAACAACGACGACACUUCUAAGGAAAUCCGACGUUCAACGUUCGUUGCCGCGCGUGCUCUUACUAUUCCGUCUUCCGCGUCGGUUUACUCCAGGAAAAUGACGAACGCGAGCGAAAUCGUCGAGAGUUGGCCACGACGCGAGUCCGGCGGCAGUCCAGGACCGAGCGAGGAGCCGACAAACACGACGGACAAGGAGCGGAACGAUCCGACGGAAGCUGCGGAACACGUCAAGAAAACUGUUCGCGAUUUUACGCUGAGCGGAGUGCAACCCUUCACGAAGCGGAAAACCUACAGACCGAUUUCCUUCAACCCCCAACCACCGCCACCGCCACCUCCGCCUAUUCCAAGCUAA